This is a messenger RNA of Dioscorea cayenensis subsp. rotundata (Guinea yam), 1947 nucleotides long. RefSeq lists its product as uncharacterized. Lineage: Eukaryota; Viridiplantae; Streptophyta; Magnoliopsida; Dioscoreales; Dioscoreaceae. Gene Ontology annotation, molecular function: catalytic activity. The transcript is spliced from 3 exons. The record is from RefSeq and is a predicted model, not a curated record. The coding region runs from base 1 to 1947 and encodes 648 amino acids.
AUGGUUCCGCCAUUGGGGUUCACUUGGGUUUUCCUAGCAGGAAUGUGGAAUAUGCAAUCUGAUGUGGGCCAUCCCAUGGUCGAGAGUAAUUUUUCUAGUAAAGAACCUCCUGAUCUUGAUAAAAAUCACUCCCCUUAUACCGAUAAAGAUUCACCUGAUAACUUGUAUGAGUCGGAUGACUCAGUCUCUGAUUUCGAACAGAAAUUACAGGUACUAUUGCCGGGUUUGCAAGGAGAUAUAGGGUCAAAUUUAACUGAGCAACCAAAAAGCACCAGAAGGAGUGAAAGGGGGUUAGGGAAACCGGCUAAACGGUUUCUGGUUAAAGACUUUUUAAACCUACAUUUUGCGAAUGUGUGUUGCCUCCAAGAGUCUAAAUUGGAGGAGAUUUCCCUAGCUUCGUGGAGGGAGAUCGGUGGGAGUCGGUUAGAUCAAUUUCUUUGUGUUCCGGCUCGUGGUACGGCGGGUGGUAUCAUUAUUGGUUGGAACAGCGGGAUCUUGACGGGGAAGUUGGUAAAGAAAGGUCUUUUUAGUUUGACGGUGGAUUUUUAUUCUAAACGAGAUAAUCUGCUGUGGCGAUGCACCACUGUCUACGGGCCAAAUGCAAGGACUCUGAAGCAGGACUUUUGGGAUGAGUUACGAUCUUGCUUGGACUCACAGGAGAUUCCUUGGAUCAUCUGUGGGGACUUUAAUGCCAUCUUCGAUUUGGGUGACAAAAGCGGGGGUCCACCUAAUCUAGAGGAUAUUAGGGACGCAAAUGCUUUUUUACACGACCUGCAUUUAUUGGAACCCCCUAUGAAGGGAAGAAGGUUCUCCUGGACUAAUGGGCAAGCGGAGCCAACAUGGGUGAAACUUGAUAGAUUCAUUGUCAAUGGGACAUGUGCAAACUUAUUUCCCAAGAUGAUUCAGAAUAGUCUACCGAGGCUGGGUUCGGAUCAUGUUCCUAUUCGGCUGGAAGUGGGUUAUCAUUGCUCUAAGCCACGACCUUUUAGGUAUGAGCUGGCUUGGUCAACGGUGGAGGGUUUUCAUGAUCUUGUUAAAAUUUGGUGGGAGGAAUGCUCUCCAGAAGGUUGUGGUGCCUUUAUUUUAGCUAAAAGGGUGGCUAGUCUUAGAGAGGGGGAUAACAACACCAGUUUUUUCCAUGCGGUGGCAAAUGGCCGGAGGAACUGUAAUUUCAUUACUAAUAUUAGCGCCAAAGGCGAUUUAUCGACCGAUCCUAAGGAUAUUGGUAGAGUGUUUACUGAACAGUUCAAACAACAAUUUGGGCAUAGACGGAGAUCGAGGUUCAAGAUCGACUUUGGGAAACUCCUUGCGCACAAGAAUACGGUCGAUUUGUCUUUCCUUGAAAGAUCCUUUUCUCUUGAGGAAAUUAAGGAGGUUGUGUUUGAUUUGGGUAGAGAUAAAGCGCCAGGCCCUGAUGGGUUUCCCAUUCAGUUCUUUAGGCAAUUCUGGGAGAUUCUGAAGUAUGACUUGCUGAAGCUAUGUGAGGAUUUCUAUUUUGGGAAAGCAAAUUUAGAACGGAUUAACUGGGUGAAUUUUGCUCUCAUUCCAAAGAUGGAGUCACCGGAGACGCCAGUUGACUUUCGGCCCAUUAGCCUAAUUAACUCCUCGCUUAAAAUCCUGUCCAAAAUUCUGGCUACUCGACUUAGCAAAGUUAUGAAUCGCUUGGUGGAUGUGGAUCAAUUGGCUUUCUUAAAAGGAAGAUUCAUACUUGAUAAUAUUGCCACCGCGGAGGAGCUGAUUUUCAGUCUACAUAAGCGCAGAAUCCCUAGCCACAUCUUAAAAGUGGACUUUGCUAAGGAUUUCGAUCUCGUAGAUUGGGAUUUUCUCUUUGAUCUUUUGAUUACCAGGGGGUUCGGGGAUAGAUGGGUUGGUUGGAUAAAGUGCAUCCUUGCCUCAUCAAAGGCCUCAAUCCUGGUAAAUGGUUCUCCAAAUGGUUACAUCCGUUAA